Messenger RNA from Macrobrachium nipponense, 888 nucleotides. RefSeq lists its product as uncharacterized. NCBI's taxonomy places the organism in Eukaryota, Metazoa, Arthropoda, Malacostraca, Decapoda, Palaemonidae. The coding region runs from base 1 to 888 and encodes 295 amino acids. The record is from RefSeq and is a predicted model, not a curated record. The transcript has 2 exons.
AUGAGGAUUGAAUUGCACUCUUAUGGUAAAUACAAUAGCAUCAGGAAGACAGCCUCUGACAGAGGGGUCGGGAGGGACUAUAUCAAUGGCAGUGUUGCAAGACCUCCGAGGAACCUCAUAAAGUAUUUCGAGAAACGGCGGACGCCAAAUAGCCUUUCGCUGGGCUGUGGUUCCGAAACAAGGACUCUUCAAAGCCGCUGCUCAUAUCCAUUUGGUUGCGCAAAAGGCGCUGCUGCUAUCUAUCAUCCUAGAAAACCCCUCCUCCUCCUCCUACUUACCUCCUGCUUUUACCACUACUCCUCCUACUUACCCUCAUACUUUUACCACUCCUCCCACAUACCUUCUGCUUUUACCACUCCUCCUCCUCCUUACCUUCCUACUUUUACCACUCCUCCUCCUACUUACCUACCUGCUUUUACCAAUACUCCUCCUCCUAUUCCCUCUCCAUCUUACCUCCCCUUUUACCACUCCCCCUCUUGCUUUUACCAAUACUGCUCCUCCUCCUCCUCUUCCUCUUCCUUCUUCCCUUCCUGCUUUUAUCCCUCCUACUCCUCCUCUUCUUUCUUCCCUUCUGCUUUUACCACUCCUACUCCUCCUCUUCCUUCUUCCCUUCUUGCUUUUACCACUCCUACUCCUCCUCUUCCUUCUUCCCUUCUUGCUUUUACCACUCCUACUCCUCCUCUUCCUUCUUCCCUUCCUGCUUUUACCACUCCUACUCCUCCUCUUCCUUCUUCCCUUCUUGCUUUACCAACUCCUACUCCUCCUCCUUCCUUCCUUCCCUUCCCCUUGCCUGCUUUUACCACUCCUAUUCCUCCUCUUCCUUCUUCCCUUCCUGCUUUUACCACUCCUACUCCUCCUCUUCAUCCUCCUCCGUUCCUUCCUGUUUAA